AUGGAUUUCAAUUUUGAAAAUUGUAUUAAAGAAGGCUUGAAAAAUUUGACAAUUACACCUGCAGCUAAAAAUAAAAAUGAAGAAGAAUAUUUCAAAGAAGUCAUGCAGCAAGAUGACACAGGAGUUGUUAUACUUAAGAGAUUAUCUGGUAGUGAUCUACCAAUAUUUUAUAUACCACAAAUUACCGAAGAAGUCAAUGUUUUUAAAGCUCAACUAAGAGCUGAAGCACGCGGUCGUUUUUUUGAAAGAGAGCUGUCAAGACUAUUAACUAGUGAAGAGUUAAAAUAUAUGUGGUCAUUGCUUCAAGAACAUCAGACAUCAUUGAAUGAUUUUAUUCAUAACCAGUACAUAAAUUAUAAAAGUUUUAUUCAAGUCAAACAAAAAUUAAAUGAUAAAUACAAAUUGUUUUUCAACCCUAGUAUAUUUCUACAGUUACAAGACAGUAGGAUGAAAGGUUAUUUAUCAAUAGAUACGUUCUUUAAUUAUAUAAUGAAAAAAAUAUGGAUAGACCAAACUAGAAAUGGUCUUUCUCAAUAUGAUUCAAGUGGUUGUGGUUAUUUAAGUGAAGCGGAUUUUGAAGCUUAUAUUUUAGAUCUUAUACCUACAUUAACACAGUUGAAGAAAUUAGAAAAAAUGUUUUAUUCAUUUUAUUCAUGCAUGGUUGUAAGAAAAUUUUUUUUCUACUUGGAUCCUCUACGAACUGGAAAAAUACAAAUAAUUGAAAUCCUAUCUUGUGGUUUUCUUGAUGAGCUCUUGGAGCUCCGCGAAGAAAAUUGGAGCAAGGAAUUACAGAAAAAAAAUUGGUUUUCUGUUCCAUCUGCUCUUCAUAUUUAUUCAUCAUAUUUAGAAUUGGAUAAAGACCAUAAUGGAUUGUUGAGUCGCCAAGAAAUAACAGGGUAUAAAUCAGGUGCUCUCACUUCAGUAUUUUUAGAUAGAGUGUUCCAAGAUGCAUUUACUUAUGCUGGUGAAAUGGACUACAAGGGUUAUUUGAACUUUGUAUUGGCUAUAGAAAAUCGGCACGAACCUCAAUCUCUACGAUAUUUAUUUAAAUUUUUAGAUAUAAAGAAUCAAGGAUACUUGGAUUCAUUUACCAUCAACUAUUUUUCUAGGGCUGUUGCCGACAGAUUACCUAAGGAGCAACAACAGAUGGUUUCAUUGGAAGAUAUAAAAGAUGAAAUAUUUGAUAUGAUCAAGCCAGAAGAUCCAAAUAAAAUAACUUUAAAAGAUAUUAUACGCAGUAAGAUGGGUCAUAUAUUGAUGAACAUUUUGAUAGAUUUUAAUGGAUUUUGGUCUUAUGAGUUCAGAGAAACUCUAGCAAAUAAUCGUAUCCCUGACAAUAACUUUAACGAAAGUUUUGUUACACAUUAA
Molecule: messenger RNA, 1368 nt
Organism: Macrosiphum euphorbiae (potato aphid)
Lineage: Eukaryota; Metazoa; Arthropoda; Insecta; Hemiptera; Aphididae
Source: the annotation of a GenBank genome assembly